This is a messenger RNA of Didymodactylos carnosus, 1479 nucleotides long. NCBI's taxonomy places the organism in Eukaryota, Metazoa, Rotifera, Eurotatoria, Philodinida, Philodinidae. The record is from the annotation of a GenBank genome assembly.
AUGAUGGACUCACUCCGGCAGAUAUCAGUUAAAAACGUACAAAGCAUCGCCAAUGAUGGUAAUGAAGAGAAAAGGGCUUGGAUAGAACAUUUUCGCCCACAUGGAUUUCGCCACGAUACGAAAGAAAUAUCAAGAGUAUCAUUGCCCUAUGGUAUUAGUUAUGUAUUAGAAGUAUUUCUAAUGCCGUUUGUAUCUCAAAUAUUUAUCAGUCGUUUGGGACAAGACGAGUUUAAUGCUUGUUUGUUAGGUCAAGUAUGUUACGGUUUAUCGGCUUACUCAAUUAACUAUGGAUUAAGUUUCGGUUGUGAUACGUUACUGAGUCAGUGCUACUCCGGGAAUAGACGUAAAAUGGGCCUUACAAUACAACGAGCUGCCAUGAUUGGUGGUUUUAGCAACUUGGUAUCAAGUAUACUAUUUUUAAAUUCGAUAUAUUUAAUUCAAUACAUGAACAUAAGUGAACAAGUUUAUCGACUGACACAACAGUAUAUAACCAUUGGUAUUUUUAUUAUACCUUUUGAUGGUUUAUUAGUGGUAAUUCAAAAGUAUAUAAUUAAUCUUGGCAGUACAUGGUCGAUAUUAAUCAUAAACAUUAUUGGAAAUAUGUUCAACUUACUAUUUCAUUACGUCUUUCUUUACGUGUUUAAAUUCGGUAUUCGUUCUGCACCGGUAUCUCUGGCACUAUCGUACAUGUCUAUGAUAAUAAUGGCAUUCGGUUAUUUGAAAAUAACAAAACUAUACGCUGAUAGCUGGCAACCAAUAACACGUAAUUGUUUGAAAGAGUGGUUGCCCUAUUUAAAAUUAGCAAUACCAGGGGUUUUGAUACUAGUUAGAGAAGUUAUUUGUUUCGAGGGAAGUGUUUUUCUCAGUUCAUCUUUUGGAAAAGAUUCACUUAGUGCUCAAGGUGUUAGUUAUUACGUCUAUAUAAUAAACUAUCUAAUGGCUCAGGCAUUUUCGCUUGGUGCAGCAUCACUUUCACGACACUUACUAUUGUUUGCCAUUGCAUUUUGUGCCUUCAAUUUUGUCCAAGUGACGCAGUGUGGUGUAAUGAAAGCUAUUGGAAAACAGUAUAUUAUUGGUGUAUUAGUACUAAUAAAUUAUAUUAUUUUAACUGUACCACUGGCUGGAUUAUUAGUAUUUUAUUUUAAAAUGAAAAUGUACGGUUAUUGGAUUGCAAUAAUUAUCGGUAUAAUAUUAGAAAUAAUAAUAGUAGAGAUUUAUAUUGCAAGAAUAAAUUGGCAAACGCAGGCACAGAUAACACAAGUAAGAGUUAAUUUUAAUACUGAAGAACCAUCAAAAAGUCCAGUGGACAACGAAACGAAUGAAGUGAACAUGUUAAAUGCUGAAACCGAUGAAGGCGUCACAACUGAUAGUAUACAGCCAACCCAAACAUUGUUUGAUGUGAUUAAAUUUAAACUUAUUAUUUUCAUGUUUCUUCUGUCAUUAUUAAUUGUUAGUAUUGUAUUCACUGUAAAACACUAG